Helianthus annuus (common sunflower) is the source of this 747-nucleotide messenger RNA. Its product is annotated as auxin-responsive protein SAUR50. The transcript has a single exon. Lineage: Eukaryota; Viridiplantae; Streptophyta; Magnoliopsida; Asterales; Asteraceae. The coding region runs from base 49 to 450 and encodes 133 amino acids. Gene Ontology annotation, biological process: response to auxin. The record is from RefSeq and is a predicted model, not a curated record.
CCCACCCACACACACUGCUAGAAGCACAUCUACAUAUACAUACAGAAGAUGAUGAUGCUAGUGAAAAUUGUAAAAGCAUGGCUUAAAAAAAGGAGACAUACAAAUGUUGCAAGAUGGUUAAGUUGUGAAAACUUGUGCCCAUUGACAAUCAGAAGGACAUCAUCAUCAUGCAUGCAUGAUGAUGAUGAUGGUGAUGAUGAAGACGACAUUCCAAGGGAUGUCCCAAAGGGUCAUUUAGCAGUCUAUGUAGGUGAAAACCAAAGCAGGUUCGUUAUCAAUGUGAAGUUACUAAAAUACCCUUUGUUCAACGCAUUGUUGGAUCAAGCUCAAGAAGAAUACGAGUUUACUGCUGGUUGCAGACUCUAUAUCCCUUGCCAUGAGGAUGUUUUCCUCAGCGUUGUUCGAUGUGCUGCAAUACCAAAGGAUCGAAGAUUCACCUUCUGCCUUUAAAAUGUUGAGGGAUUUUUUUAUUUUUAUUUAAGAUAUAUAUAUUAGUGUAAAAAUACAGCCACUGCCGUGUCUUUAGUUUAAAAGACAUGAUUGUUGUGCUAUCAUUUUUGUUUUUGUUUUUUUUUUAUCAUGUAAUUUUCAGUUUUAUAAAAACGUAGGUGAUGACUUACGUAUCAAGAUGGAUUACAAGAAGUGACACGUUCAGGAUCUUUUUCCUACAUUGUCACUUUCUUUGGUGUUCGGAUUUUUAACAACCCAAACCAGGUUUUCAUUAAGUUCGAUAUAGGUUUCUAGAAC